This is a messenger RNA of Parasteatoda tepidariorum (common house spider), 929 nucleotides long. NCBI's taxonomy places the organism in Eukaryota, Metazoa, Arthropoda, Arachnida, Araneae, Theridiidae. The record is from RefSeq and is a predicted model, not a curated record.
GAAUUGGAAACAUUAACAGAAGAGCUUUUAUAUUCAAGGAAAGAAACUGCUCUUUUAGAAAGAAAAUCAGCUUCUUUGAUAAAGGCGUUGCAAGUUCUGAGUGAGAAAUUAGAUGAGGAAGAAAAUGCUAGGGCAAAGCUACAGGCAGAAAAUUUAAAAUUAAUUUCAAAUUUAAAAGAGUUUCGAGAGGAAAAUGCUGAACUGGAACACUUAUAUCAGAAGAUGACGAUUGAUAUUGAUGAGAAAAACCAUCAAAUCAUUGAUUUGCAACAACAGUUAGACAUGAAAGAGAAUGAAGUUCUACUGAAGUUGGAAGAAAAAGAAAGUUACAUUCAAAAAUUGCAGUCAGGAAAUGUUAAGUUACAUUUAGAAUUGAAAGAACUCAAAAGAGAUCUUGCUGUUCCUGAAAUAAAGCAUCAAGAAAUGACGAUUGAUAUUGUUGAGAAAAAGAAUCAAAUAAUUGAGUUGCAACAACAGUUAGUCAUGAAGGAGAAUAAGUUGAAUGAAGCUCUACUCAAGUUGGAAAAAGAAAAAUGUGAGAGAGAAAAGCUGCAAUUGGAAAAAUUUAGUUCAGAUGCGAGUUUAAAGAAACUUAAAAAAGAUAUUGUAAUCCUUGAAAAUAAAAACAAGAAGAUGACUGAAGUAAUUAAAAUCGAACAGAAUUUUGCAGAAAUUGCAAGGAAACAGAUGGAUAUAAAGAUCAAUCAAGUUCACUGUCAGCAGGAAGCUUAUAAAAGCAUACAGCGCCAAUUGCAUUCCAAAAUCCUGAACUUGAAACUUCAAAACCAGAACUAGCAGCAAUGCGGAAAGACUUGAAAACAAAUUUAAAUGACAUAGUUCAAAAUUUUGAACACUGAAUUGUAUAGAUGAAAGCUUAAUCAGUUAAAACUGAGAGAAAAUAAAGCAAUUAGUAAUUUUUUACUUUAAUA